Molecule: messenger RNA, 1531 nt
Organism: Bolinopsis microptera
Lineage: Eukaryota; Metazoa; Ctenophora; Tentaculata; Lobata; Bolinopsidae
Product: glycerol-3-phosphate dehydrogenase [NAD(+)], cytoplasmic-like
Exons: 9
Coding region: 16-1050 (344 amino acids)
Biological process (GO): glycerol-3-phosphate catabolic process; carbohydrate metabolic process
Cellular component (GO): cytosol; glycerol-3-phosphate dehydrogenase (FAD) complex
Molecular function (GO): glycerol-3-phosphate dehydrogenase [NAD(P)+] activity; NAD binding; protein homodimerization activity
Source: RefSeq, a predicted model, not a curated record
UCUCAGAGUUCCACCAUGUCACUGCGUCAGGUCACUAUCAUCGGAUCAGGAAACUGGGGCAGUGCUAUUGCUAAGAUUGUGGGCUCUAAUACUGCCAAAUAUCCUGAUCUCUUCCACUCACAGGUGAAGAUGUGGGUGUUUGAGGAGGAGGUGAACGGUGAGAAGUUGUCUCACAUUAUCAACUCAACCCACGAGAAUGUAAAGUACCUGCCUGGAAUCAAGCUGCCGGCAAAUGUUUUAGCAGUUCCUGAUGUAGUUGAAUCUGUUACUGGUUCUGACAUUCUUGUGUGGGUUCUGCCACAUCAGUUUGUGCCGAGACUCUGCGGACAGAUAAAGGACGUUGUAAAACCAGAUGCAGUGUCACUAUCUUGUAUCAAAGGUCUGCAGGAUUCCUCCGAGAUAAAGCUUAUCUCAACCCUUAUCCAAGAAGAGCUCGGUACUGACUGCUCUGUGCUGAUGGGUGCUAAUAUUGCUAACGAGGUCGCCAAGGAGGAGUUCUCUGAAGCUACAAUCGGAUGUAAUGAUGACGUCAUGGGUCCCGUGUUUCAGAAGUUGUUCACUACAGAUUACUUCAAAACUACUGCCGUCAAAGAUAAAGAUACAGUGGAGUUGUGUGGCGCCCUGAAGAAUAUAGUUGCAGUUGCUGCAGGAUUUGUGGACGGGAUGGGCCUUGGCGGCAACACGAAGGCAGCCAUCAUCCGACUAGGAAUGAAAGAGAUGGUGCAGUUCAGCAAGAUGUUUAGUCCAGCUAGUCAGCAGUUGACAUUCUUUGAGAGUUGCGGAGUCGCUGAUUUAAUUACCACCUGUUAUGGUGGAAGAAACAGAAAAGUUUCCGAAGCGUUCGUAAAAACAGGAAAAACACUCGAUGUUCUGGAAGCGGAGAUGUUAGGAGGACAAAAGCUGCAGGGACCGAUGACCGCUAAAGAGGUAUACCACGUACUGAAAGCUAAGGGUGUAGAAGGAUCCUACCCCUUAUUUAGAAGCGUUUACGAGAUUUGUUACGAAGGAAUGCCACCCAAACAUCUCUUAGAUACACUCUCCACUAUUUAGUUGGGAUGAUAUCAAGAUUUCCUUAGUUUUUGAUGGUGACAAUCUCAAACUAACGAUUCAUAGGCUGAAGGUUGAAUAUGUAUAUUUUUAGUGAAUAAGCAAUAUUUAAGUAGUGGCAGUGCAUUUUAGGUGUUCCUGAUUUAUUAACAUCUAAACUAUGAAAGAAUUUGAUGAUAUAUCGUGCGUAAAGAUUUGUUGAAAUCUGAAACCAGAAUAGUACUCUCAAAACCAAAAUAGUUUUAGUUGUUAGUUUUUUUGAGGAUUCGUAAUUUUCAAUCGUUGUCACAUAUUGUUGUCACAUAUGAGCGGGGUAGUAAUUCAUUUCCUUUUAUUUCUAACUCUAGUAAACUUGAUCUUAGUAGGUUUUAGUUUUAAGCCAUUUUUGAAUUUGAUUAAUUUAUUUUGAUUGUACUAGCAUUAAUUUCUUUGGAUUUUGUAUCUAUGUCCAGUUUGAAUGCUUUGGUGGUUUUAUAUAACUUAA